AUGCCUGCACAAGAAGUAGUUGUGCCACAACCGCCGGUAACCGAGGGCGAAGAGAAUGUUCCCUCAUCACAGCCAAUCGUGGGCAUCAUUUAUCCUCCUCCAGAGGUUAGGAAUAUUGUUGAUAAAACUGCUAGUUUUGUUGCUAGAAAUGGGCCAGAGUUUGAGUCUAGGAUUAGACAGAAUGAGUUGGGCAAUCCUAAGUUUAAUUUCUUAAACUUUGGUGAUCCUUACCAUGCCUAUUAUGAGCAUAAGGUGAAGGAAUCCAAGGAAGGUAAAGGUCAGGAGCCUAUAAUAGGAUCAGGUCCUGGAAAAACUGUUAAUCUUAGUGCACAUCAAAAGCAACAAGAGAUCUUGAAGCAAGUUGAACAGCCAUUUAUACCCAAAGACCCACCUGCUGAGUUUGAAUUUAUAGCAGAUCCUCCUUCAAUCUCAGCCUUAGAUUUAGACAUUGUAAAAUUAACUGCUCAAUUUGUAGCACGUAAUGGAAGACAAUUUCUAACCAAUCUGAUGAAUCGUGAACAAAGGAAUUUCCAAUUUGAUUUUUUACGUCCACAACAUUCCUUAUUUCAGUACUUCACUAAGUUAUUGGAGCAAUAUACUAAGGUAUUGAUUCCACCUAAAGAUUUGUUGCCACGUCUACGAGAUGAGUCGUUCAAUAUGGAUAAGAUCUUGGAACAAGUGAAAUAUCGUGCUGAAUAUUUGAAAUAUCAAGAAGCACAAAGGCGUAAGGAGGAAGAGGAAUUAGAAAGGGAGAGGGUUGCUUAUGCGCAAAUUGAUUGGCAUGAUUUCGUCGUUGUCGAAACCGUAGAUUACCAACAGUUCGAAGUCGGUAAUUUUCCAGCUCCAACAACACCGGAUGAAGUCGGCGCGCGUGUUCUUAUGCAGGAACGUAUUGAAGACGGCGAAGACGUGGAGAUGCAAAUCGAUAGUGAAGGAGAAGAUGAUAUGCAGAUGCGUACAGAAGGCGAAAAAGAUCGUGCAAAAGAUAACAAUCAAGUGCAAGAUAUGGAGGAAGAUUCCAGCGACGAAGACGACGUGUCACCACCAGGAGGUGAUAUCCACAAAUCUAAAGAAUCUAAGCCGCGCGAUACUAACAUGCAGCCACCUCCUUUGCCACCUACUCCAGGAAACGUAGUGGUCAAGAAGGGAUACGAUCCGAAACAACACGCGGUUAAAACAACUCGUCCUGCUGCUCCGGAUGAAUAUCUGAUCUCGCCGAUUACCGGUGAACGUAUACCCGCUAGCAAAGUGCAGGAACACAUGCGCAUUGGAUUGCUGGAUCCACGCUGGGUCGAACAGCGAGACAAGCAUCUGGACAAAUUAGCACAAGAAACCGUGUUCGCGCCCGGCACAGCAAUCGAAGCUAGUCUCAAGCAACUCGCUGAGAGACGUACUGAUAUAUUCGGUGUUGGUGACGAAGAAACUGCUAUUGGUAAGAAAAUCGGUGAGGAGGAUAAGAAGAAGGAUGAUAAAGUCACAUGGGACGGACAUACCUCGAGUGUGGAAGCUGCAACUAGAGCUGCGCGCGCCAAUAUCACCCUGGAGGAGCAGAUUCAUCAGAUACACAAAGUUAAGGGUCUGCUACCGGACGAGGAAAAGGAGAAAAUCGGUCCGAAACCUGUGAACCGUGCAACCGAGCUUUCUCACAUGGCAGCUGCCGCUUCAAAACCGCAAGCCACGUUGAAAGCACCACCGAAACCUCCAGCACCGAAGCCCAUACCGGUUCCUGCUCAACCACCUCCACCACCGACAAUGAGCAUGCCGACUAUGGGUAUACCGCAGCCGAUGAUGCCGCAACCGCCGAUGAUGAUGAUGGCACCCAUGCCACCUAUGGCACCUAGACCACCACCUUUGAUGACUCCAGCAAUGUCUCCGUUCAUGCCAACACCACCGCCGAUACAACCGCCAAUGGGACCACCUCUUGGAAUGAAACAUCCUGCUAAACCAAUGGAAGAAGAGCCACAAGCUAAAAAACUGAGAACCGAGGAUUCAUUGAUUCCAGAACAACAAUUCCUUGCCAGGAAUAAGGGUCCCAUACAAAUUAAUAUUGCGGUGCCUAUGAUGACAGAGAAGGCUGAAUGGAAACUGAACGGACAAACGCUGAAUAUUACCUUGCAAUUGAGCGAUACCGUGUCAACCAUGAAGGCACUGAUUCAUGAGCAAACUGGCAUGCCUCCUGGCAAACAAAAACUGCAGUAUGAGGGAAUGUUCUUCAAAGACAGUAAUACUCUCGCAUAUUAUAAUUUGAGUUCGGGUAAUAUUAUCAACUUACUACCAAAAGAAAGAGGUGGUAGAAAGAAGUAAGGUAAACAACUAUAUAAAAUAGUACUAUACAGUUAAAUAUAUAACAUAUAUAUUAUAAAAGUUGCAUCACUAUGAUGAGAUAAUAUAAGGGAGGUAAGUUUUUCUGGCACAAUAAUUAUAUAAUUAUAAUCACAUCAUCUUUUAAAGAGAAUAAAAAAUAUAUAAUUAAAAUAUA
Molecule: messenger RNA, 2479 nt
Organism: Odontomachus brunneus
Lineage: Eukaryota; Metazoa; Arthropoda; Insecta; Hymenoptera; Formicidae
Gene: Sf3a1
Product: splicing factor 3A subunit 1
Exons: 11
Coding region: 1-2304 (767 amino acids)
Biological process (GO): regulation of alternative mRNA splicing, via spliceosome; mRNA cis splicing, via spliceosome
Cellular component (GO): U2-type prespliceosome; U2 snRNP; catalytic step 2 spliceosome
Molecular function (GO): RNA binding; protein binding
Source: RefSeq, a predicted model, not a curated record